Molecule: messenger RNA, 1258 nt
Organism: Aegilops tauschii subsp. strangulata
Lineage: Eukaryota; Viridiplantae; Streptophyta; Magnoliopsida; Poales; Poaceae
Source: RefSeq, a predicted model, not a curated record
ACAACAUCCAAGAUUGCCAAAACACCUAGCACCGAAUCUGUUACUGAAUUUGGAACAACCGAAGCCAUUUGUUCUGCUGUCCAGCAUUAUGCCCGCUGCAUAUCAGUCUCUGUUAAGGAUAUAUAUGCAGACUGCCAGAUCGACGAACCAUCACUGGUCCUUUUUGGUGUCAGCCAUGUCAGCAUACCUAAAAGGAAGUAUAUAUCGGCAAGGAGUUACGCUACCAACCCAUGGUUUGCAGGUCGCCCAGUCGUUCCAGCUCCUACUUCCACUGCCGAACUUCUCGAAUCUCACUUCGCAUCAUUGUCUGUGAAACACCUUUCAAGGAAUUGGAUACUGCAUAAUGACCCUAGGUUCAUUCGAGUUACAGGGGAAGAGAUAAAAGAUCAGCUCCUUGGCGAUGCCAUGGUCGACCACGAACUUGGAUGUAUCAUUUUGGUCGACCACGAACUUGGAUGUAUCAUUUUGCAGCGCCAGAAGCAGCUUGAUCAUGAAUCAAAUCCUGAUGUACAAUAUCUUAACCACCGACACAUCCUAGAGGUUGAUUUCUCGACAGUUGCUCUAUGUGGCACAAGUAUUUCCGACUUCCUAGAGGUCCAGAACCAAUUCAUUGGCCCAAGUGUCUACCAUGCCAUAGAGGCCUGCCAGCUGUUCUACGUACCAGCUAUACUACGCGACGGAUGGGCUGUCUACAUUUGGGAUAUGCUUACAAGGGCAAUCCAAGUUUUUGAUCCUUCAGUCGGUCCCAAAGGAUGCAGCCAGGAUCAGCAGGCUCGACACGAGCUUAUUGCGUCGUGCUUACAUAAUGCAUUGUUCGGGUGCCUGCAUGCUGGGUGGCCAACACGAAAGGAUAACUGGUCUACCAUUUCCCCUGUUUUAUGGAUACCACAAUUACCAGGGAGGAAACUGGUAAUUGCGUCAUGCACAUCAUUAGGUACCACGAUGGAGAGAGUAUACCGAUCACCAAGAACAACCUUGUGAAAACUAAAAGUACAUUCUGCAAGAAGUUAUGAAGCUCCAGGGGAACAGUUCAUCAUUGCCAGCCGAUGCACUAUGGUCAGUUCAUGCCCCUACCGAUGGUUAUGAAGCUCCAGGGGAACAUUUCAUGCGACCCAUUUAGCGUGCCCACUACGGACAUUCAAUGAAUAUUCAUUUUGUCAAUCCAUGUUGUAUCGCUAUACAUGACUAAGUGUGUAUCGUACAUUUCCUCCAAAACCAUCUACCUAAAUGGACAACCUAUUAUAUUUUUCAUGCGUUA